This is a messenger RNA of Caenorhabditis briggsae, 2364 nucleotides long. RefSeq names its product Protein CBR-TRCS-2 (gene Cbr-trcs-2). Lineage: Eukaryota; Metazoa; Nematoda; Chromadorea; Rhabditida; Rhabditidae. Bases 1 to 2364 code for a protein of 787 amino acids. The record is from RefSeq and is a predicted model, not a curated record. The transcript is spliced from 5 exons.
AUGGCGAAGAUUUUAGGAGAAGGACAUGUUCGGAAGACCGGUAGAGCUUGUGUGAUCUUGGAAAAAAGUAAAAAUGUAUUAGUUGAUUUACCUGAAAGUGCUUUUCGAUUGAAUUAUGAUAAGAAAUGGUAUGAGCCUGAGCAUGGUGAUCAUCUUAUCUUCUCUGCUCAACUUCAAAAUGGUAGAUACUCGGCUGUGACGGCUAUUAGACAAUGUGAUCUUCUUCAAACAUAUGGAAGUCUUUCUUAUUUUGAUGAUCAAUUAAAGUUUGGACAUGUUUCGAUUCAAGGAAGGACGGCUAAAGUUUUUGUUCCAUUUUCUACUCGAACUACGAACGGAGCGUGUUGGUACGGACAAGGUGCAUACAUCGACAAACCAUAUCUUAUCCACAUGUUCCGACAAGAAGAAUCUCAUGGGUGUAAAUAUGUUGCUUGGGCUAUUUUUGACGAUAACCGGAAAACUGCCAAUGCUCCUGCUCAAUCAGAAUCAACAAAUGUGUCUCAUAUGAAAAAACUGGGAACAACGAACGCAGUUCAGCGGCAAUCGGAUCAUCAAUCAGUGGAAUUUGUGAAAUCUCAAACCGGUGUUAUCUACGACGUAUCUGAUAACUUUGUCGUUUCGGUGACUUCUCCAACAUGUCAGAACGUUGAAUUUGCACCUGCUCUUUUUGAAUCAUGGAUGAGACCUGGAAGAUUUAUGACCUUUGAUGGACGUCGAGUUUCUGAUGUGAAAACAUCGAAAUUGAUGGGUAGCAACCCUGAAGACAUGGGAUCGAUUUACCCAAUAAGAAAAUUGGCUCCCUUGACUAUUACCAUCAGUGCUGUGUUCAACAAAGUCUCUCACGGAAAAGCUGGUUGGGCAUGGAACGACCAUGUUGGUCGUAUAUAUGUACCAUGGAAUUGUACAGAUCGCCACAUGUCAGCUUCCAAGCCCCUUCCAUUCACACCUGUGCAUUUGGAAAUCGCCUACAAUGGAAAACAUGAUGACAUCCCAUGGGUUGCAUCUUCUGCUGCUCUUUGUGAAGAACUUGAGUUCGAUCAGGUUAUCGACGAAAACGCUCGCAUGCUUAGAACGGAAGACAACUGGAAGAUUGCUUCAAUUGUCGACGGCCCGGACAAUCCGAGCAUAUUCUUGCAAAAGUUGGACGAGUCUGGCAAGAAGAAAUGUGCUUUCGCCAAAGUGAUCGAUUUGAACAGCGGAAACAUUCCACCAACUGGAACCCUCGUUCGAAUUACGUACUACGCUCAGGAGCGUCAUGGAAGGCAUGCUUUUCGAUGUGUCCUUGUCACAUCAAUGGAUAAAGUGGAGCGCUUUCCCAAAGUUCAUUUGGUUCAUAACGGAAUCGGAGUCAAGCACUUCCCAAUGUUGUAUGAGCAACCGAUUCCCAAAAAACAGAAGGUUACUGAGUCAGCUCCUCGUAUUCAAGCAGCUCCACCACCGCCGAAAAACUGCUGGAACAUGAAGAAUCUUGGAGCACCUGCAGUGCAGCCAUCUGCACGAGACUUUCCGACCGUUGACGGAUCGGAGAUUGAGGAGAAGGAGAAUAUUCCUACCCAAUCGAUGGAGUCACUUCGGAUUAAUUCAGAUGAAUCUAUUCCCGCUGUUGUGUCAAAGUCGGUAAUCGAACCACCACCAGGUCUGGAAGCGCUACCACGAUAUUCUGCUCAUCCGGCUAAUGCCUUAACACUCGAAGAGCUCGAAGCUUCCCAGGUGUCUGCAGCUGCUUUACCACCGCGUCCCAGCUACGGUCUUCGUAUGAGUAUGGGUUCAAUGUGGAGUGGAACACCAGCGGAAUCGAAACCAGAAGAGCUAACUACAUUUUUCCCACAGGAAACAUUUGUUAAUACCACCUUAGGACAGUUUAGUUCCGCGUUCACACCAUCGGGAGAUAACUUCUUCACAGAGCUGGCUACUGUUUCACAGCCGUCCACUUCAAGUGCAGUAAAUUCGAAUCCAAUCAGUGAUCUGCGUAACACACAAUCCGAGGCGUCUUCCCCUGGAUUGAAAUCCGACAUAAAUGAGCAGUCAGAAGAGCAAGGAAACUGUUGGUCGGCAUUUGACAACAACACGUUCGGUGGAUCAUUCUCGUUCGGAUUUCCACACGUUGACCUUCCUAUCUAUCAGAGCAUGAUUCCAAAAUCUCAAGAGCUUCUGAAGAUCACACCAACAGCCGAAACCGAUGCAGAUGCUGCACCAUCGACAACAGACACUAACGCCGACUCGUGCACUUGUGGAAACGAACAAUUGAUUUGGGACCUGUGGGAGAAUCCUCGCUUCGUAGCUGCUUUUUCUGCCAGUGAUCCGGAAACGUACAGGCGCGUGGAGGCGAGACGUCACACGUUCAGUUCUGUUCACCGCCAUUAA